AUGGUCAUUAAAGCAAGGAGGACUUAUAUCAUUGUGGAUGAGGUACUAAAACCUUGCGAAAAUGCUGCCGAUAAAAAUGACUUAUUUGACUACUCGAACAUGCAAAUCAUCCCUGAGAACGACACGCACACAUUCUUAAAUGGAACCAUUAAAUUUCUGAAGGAAAUGACCGACACUUGGCACUUGCAUCUACACACUGAACAUUAUGAACGUGGAAAGUUUCUGCCUCAAGCUUAUGUUCAGGACAUUGCUGAUUACUGCAAGGAAAUCCACAAUCCAGUUCAACCUUGGUUUUAUGCGACGAAGGAUCUUAAAGGAUGUCCGGUUCCUAAAGAUCAUGUCUACGAAAUAAACAUGGUUCCGAUUGAGUUCCCUAAAGCAACGAUGGCAUUGCUUCCAAAUCAUUACGAAGGACGCUGGCGAUUGAUCAUUGAUGGAAUAUUUAACUCUGGAGGAGUCGAGUCAUAUGAAUGUAAAAUGGGAUUCGGAAAUCUUUACAUUGAGUAA
Messenger RNA from Chironomus riparius, 507 nucleotides. The record is from the annotation of a GenBank genome assembly. Lineage: Eukaryota; Metazoa; Arthropoda; Insecta; Diptera; Chironomidae.